This is a messenger RNA of Capsicum annuum, 1764 nucleotides long. Its product is annotated as aspartyl protease family protein 2. Gene Ontology annotation, molecular function: aspartic-type endopeptidase activity. The record is from RefSeq and is a predicted model, not a curated record. The transcript has a single exon. NCBI's taxonomy places the organism in Eukaryota, Viridiplantae, Streptophyta, Magnoliopsida, Solanales, Solanaceae. Bases 136 to 1506 code for a protein of 456 amino acids. Gene Ontology annotation, biological process: proteolysis.
CAAAGAUAUAUAUACUCCUACUAAUAUACUCAAUCAAUCAAUAGAUAGAUUAACACGUACGUAUAAAUGUAACCAACCCCAUCACUCCACAUUUCUCUUUCUUCUCUACAUCUUCAAUAACUCAACUCUUCUUCAAUGGCACCAAAUACAUUAACAAUAUUCUUCUUCUCCCUCCUCCUCCUCUCCACCACCACCUCCACCACCGUCAACCGCCGUACAAAACCCCAAUACCUAAAACUCCCAUUACUCCACAAAGACACAUUCCCUCCAUCACCUUCACACUCCCUCUCCUCUGAUAUCCAUCGUUUAAACACUCUUUACUCCUCCUUACACCACCGUAAACUCCACCGUUCAGCUAAGUUACCAUUAACAUCUGGUGCUUCAACUGGUAGUGGACAGUACUUUGUCGAUCUUCGAAUAGGUACACCACCACAAAGACUACUGUUAGUAGCUGACACUGGUAGUGAUUUAGUUUGGGUUACAUGUUCUGCAUGUAGAAACUGCUCUGCUAGACCUGCAAGGUCUGCAUUCCUUGCACGCCACUCUUCAACUUACAAACCCUACCAUUGCUACAACAAGCAAUGUAGGCUUGUACCUAACCCUAAUGGAGGCGCGUGUAGUCACACGCGCCUCCAUAGUCCAUGCAGAUACCAGUACUCGUAUUCAGAUGGAUCGGAGACGAAAGGUUUCUUUUCAACUGAGACAACUAUGCUUAAUGCAAGCUCAGGUAGACCAGUGAAGUUCAAGAAUUUUGCUUUUGGUUGUAGUUUUGAAGCUUCCGGUCCAAGUAUUACCGGUCCGAGUUUCAAUGGUGCACAAGGAGUUAUGGGUUUAGGCCGCGGUUCGAUAUCGUUAGCGAGUCAACUGGGCCGGCGGUUCGGGAACCGGUUCUCAUAUUGCUUAAUGGACUACACAAUGUCUCCGUCACCGACUAGUUAUUUGUUAAUCGGCAAGUCAACAAUGGUCAACUAUUCGAAGAAAAUGAGUUAUACGCCGAUGAUAAGUAAUCCAUUUACUUCGACGUUUUAUUACAUUGGUAUCGAAGGUGUUUAUAUAGAGGAUGUGAAGUUACGAAUUCGCCCUUCGGUAUGGGCAAUUGAUGAGAUGGGUAAUGGUGGGACAGUUAUGGAUUCAGGGACAACAUUGACAUUUCUAGCUGAGCCGGCUUAUCGGCUUAUAGUUUCGGCUUUUAAACGGCUCGUUACGCUUCCCGAAGCCGAUGAGCGGACUGCUGGGUUUGACCUAUGUGUCAACGUGUCGAGCGAGGCACGACCGAGUUUCCCUAAAUUGAGUUUCAGACUCGGUGGAAACUCGGUCCUCGCCCCGCCACCUGGCAACUACUUUAUCGAUACCGCGGAGGAUGUCAAAUGUCUCGCAUUGCAACCGCUAUCGGCCGCUUCCGGGUUCUCGGUCAUUGGAAACUUAAUGCAACAAGGGUUCAUGUUCGAAUUCGAUAGGGAUCGGUCAAGAAUUGGGUUCACCCGACAUGGUUGUGGUCAACCAUGAUAACUCGGUGAGUUAGAGUUAACUCGUCGAGUUACGGACUUUUUUUUUUUAUUUUUAUUUUUUUAUUUUUUUUUGUGAGAGCGUUGGGGGUACAUUUUUUUUUCCUUGUGGAAAUUAAUAUAAAUCGAUUUGUUGUUUGUGAAUUUUGUGUUAUAAAUAUAAUUUUUAUUUUUGUCGUUUUUUGUUAUUGUAUGAUUUUUAUAGGAAAGGGCCAAGAUAUGUUGGAGAGAGGAAAUAUAAUAUGUUUUUGUUGCUUUU